Cylas formicarius (sweet potato weevil) is the source of this 2476-nucleotide messenger RNA. Its product is annotated as flap endonuclease GEN. Lineage: Eukaryota; Metazoa; Arthropoda; Insecta; Coleoptera; Brentidae. Gene Ontology annotation, molecular function: four-way junction DNA binding; 5'-flap endonuclease activity. The transcript has 6 exons. The record is from RefSeq and is a predicted model, not a curated record. The coding region runs from base 238 to 2331 and encodes 697 amino acids.
UUGCCACAAAACUAACAUUCGAGUUAAAUUUAAAAAAUCGGGGAACUGUAUUUAGGGAUCGAAGACGUCGUAUUAUAUCGCAUCCUACAAUUUUUCUUUUGAAUGAGUAUAAUUAUUAUUAUUAUAAUUAUCUGAAUAUUUCCACCACUAUUUGCCACAGAACACAGCAGUUUACCAUUCAAAUUUCAAAUUGCCAACGGUCGUAGUCGGAAGUCGUCAAUAUUUAAACACAGACUAAUGGGGAUCAAAAAUUUGUGGACGAUUUUAACUCCUUUCUGCGACAGGAAACCUUUAUACGAGUUGCAGGGCAAAACGGUGGCCGUGGAUUUAUCCUGCUGGAUCUGCGAGGCGCAAAACAUCGCGGAAUACCAAGUACAACCCAGAAUGUAUUUAAGAAACUUGUAUUUUCGGACUUGUUUCCUACUACUAAUGGACGUGAGCCCCGUGUUUGUUCUGGAAGGCAAGGCUCCGGAACUAAAAUACGACACUAUAGCUGCUCGGAAUGCGAUACAAUUUAAGGGAGCCAAGCCAAAAACAGAUGGCGUGAAAACCGGCAAGGACAGGAGUAGGUUUCAUUUUGUUCUCAAACAGUGCGAGCAAAUGUUGAAAUUGCUGGGGGUCGCUUGCAUUAAAGGCAAUGGCGAGGCUGAAAGUUUAUGCGCCUACUUGAAUGAAGACGGGCUCGUUGACGGGUGCAUUAGCCAAGAUUCUGAUUGUUUUGCGUACGGGGCGCGAGUCGUUUACAGGAACUUUUCUAUAUCAGCCCAAGGUGGUAACGCGGCCAGUGGCGGUGCAGUGGAUAUUUAUGAUAUUGGGAAAGCUUUCGAGGGUCUCAAGCUGGGAAGGAACAAGAUCGUGGCUAUGGCAUUGCUAGUAGGUUCGGACUAUUCAGACGGGGUCCGUGGCGUCGGUAAAGAUUCUGUUAUGAAGUUUUUCGAGACAGUGUCGGAUGAUGAGGUGCUGGACAGAUUGAGAUCUUGGAGGGACGACGAACUUACUUAUGCAAAAUAUGAGAGAAGAUUGAACGAUAAGAACAUUUGUACCUCCUGCGGCCACGGGGGUAAAGUGCAGGGUCACAGCAAAAAUGGAUGCAAAUCGUGCGGGACUACUAGGGGCUGCGACCCUUUCAAAUACAAAGAGGAACGGUCGAAAAUGAAAAACGAGGUUGCCAUUCGCACCAAAGCCAUGCAGGUCCCCAAUUUUCCGGACGAAGCGCUCAUAGAGGAGUACCUCGCGCGCAAGGACAACGUGUCCGCUUUAAACUUAAAGUGGACACGUCCCGACGUCGCCAACUUUAUCACGUUCGCAAUCAAAUUUCUGCAGUGGGAGGGGGUGUACGCUUUUGAUAAAAUCCUACCCGUCCUCACCAGAUGGCAGUGUCGCAAUCCCGACCUGCGCAACAUAAAAGGGACAGUGUUGCCUUCUAAAAUAAAAAAGGCGCGAAAUCCCAAGGGCGUUCCCAGUUACGAGGUCCUGUGGUCGGAUCCGGAGGGUCACUUCGAAGGCUUAAUCCCCCAGAAGCAACUGGACGCCGUCAAUACGGAGAAACUGUGGUCCACGGUGGAGCCUAAGGGUUUAAUGGAGCAGGCGUAUCCAGAACUCGUUCAGCAGUAUGAGCAGUCAAAAGUUAAGCCGAGAAAGACGGGCAAACGUAAAAAUAAAAAUGGCGACGACGUUAUGGUGAAAAAAACGAGAAAGCCAAGGGUUAAGAAGGGGCCCGUCGGAGAACUCGAAUUGAGUUUCAGUAAAAUGUCCGUCCGGGAGCCAAAAUUGAAAACGUUGGAAAGCUUUCUUAAGCGAGCUACCAACAACGCAUUUUCCACCCCCGUCAAGGGUUCCGGAGAAGUCCAGGUGCAAUUCGAUGUCGAUAAAGCACUUUCGACGCCUGUCAAAGUUUUCGAAGGAGUGCAGCCGACGUUCGAUCCCGAUAUGUCCGGUUUUGGCGACGAAGAUGAUCUCGAGGUGUCAGACAUCGUCGGAAACAUAGUUUCGAAGCGGAAAUUCGAUUGCGUCGAUCGGGUUAUCGAGAAAUAUGCCAGCGAGUUGGGGGAUCCGUCGGAUUGCCGCGCUGUACUCGACGGAGACGUUUGCGCUAUCAAUUCGUCCAGUUUCUUCAUGUCGAAUCCGGCAGAAGAGAACGAUCUGUUCGAGAGAACUUUCCAUGUUAAUUUGGACACGUCUAGCGGCGAUGAAACCGAAGAAUAUGAGGUGGACGAAAGACAAUUUGAAGGUGGAGAAAGUGAGGUUAAACUCAAUGGCAAUUGUAGCAGCGACGAUAGCUUUUGCGAGGAGAAAUACGUGCCUCUAUACCAACGAUUGCAAUUAAAAUGAUUGGAUUGUUUUAUGACAUUUUAAUUUACCCUUCUCCCCAAAUUCUGUGCAUACUUUACUGUCGCAUCAAAAGUGUAUCGUCGAAAACGUAAGUUUUUCCGAAGAUAUUGCGGUAAUACUGCUUCGAAAAAUAAUAACUGGCGUU